Molecule: messenger RNA, 1197 nt
Organism: Sinocyclocheilus grahami
Lineage: Eukaryota; Metazoa; Chordata; Actinopteri; Cypriniformes; Cyprinidae
Product: H-2 class I histocompatibility antigen, Q10 alpha chain-like
Exons: 6
Coding region: 72-1160 (362 amino acids)
Biological process (GO): immune response
Cellular component (GO): external side of plasma membrane
Source: RefSeq, a predicted model, not a curated record
UUCGCUUGCUGUGAGCUUUUGCUUUCAGCAACAUAAAACUUAGUCAAAUUUACACUUCAAGCCUUUCAGUCAUGGGGACGAGUGUGGCGACCAAGAUCUUUGCUGUGCUUUGUGUUUUUCUGCUUUAUAGGACUCCACUUUUACUUCAAGCAGAGAAACACUCGCUGUAUUACAUUUACACGGCUUUGUCCAAACCUGUCAAUCAGCCGGGCAUCUAUCAGUUCAGUGCUAUGGGUCUGCUAGAUGACAGACAGAUCGACUCUUACAAUAGUGAGGAACAGAAGAAGAUUCCCAAACAGCAGUGGAUGAAAGAGAAAAUGCAGGAGGAUUACUGGGAAAAAGGCACCCAGUCCAGAAAGAGCAAAGAACAGUGGUUUAAUGUGAAUGUUGAUAUUCUGAUGAAACGCAUGAGACACAAUGAAUCAGAUCUUCAUGUUCUUCAGUGGAGACACGGUUGUGAAGUUGAGCGGGAGGGAGAUGAAGUGAAGUUUUCCAAAGGCAUUAGUGAGUACGGCUAUGAUGGAGAAAACUUUCUGUUUUUUGAUGAUAAAGAGUCUCAGUGGGUCGCCCCAGUUGACGCAGCUGUACCAACCAAGAGAAAAUGGGACAAUGUGCCGAUCCUAAACCAAUACACCAAAGGCUACCUGGAGAAAGAGUGUGUGGACUGGCUCAACAAAUUCAGAGAAUAUGCAGACGAGGAGCUCAGAAACGGCACUCCUCCAGAUGUUCAUGUGUUUGCAAAAAGGUCUAUUAGUGACAAAUCCAAGCUGAAACUCACCUGUCUGGCCUCCGGCUUCUACCCCAAAGACAUAUUCUUGACCAUCAGGAAAGAUCUCACAUCUCUGCCUGAAGAUGAGGUAGAAUCCACAGGAAUCAGACCAAACCAUGAUGAAUCCGUCCAGCUGAGGAAGAGUGUGAAGAUCAACGAGGAUGAAAAAGCAGAAUAUGAUUGUUUUGUGUCCCACAGAACCCUCAAAGAACCAGUUAUCGUCAAAUGGGGACAUCAGGUGAAAGCUACUGAAUCAUUGACUGCAGCUUAUACUGAAGAACCUGUGCUUGAGAAAGGGUCUGCUGCAGGACGAGAGAAUGCUGGCGAAGCACCAGACAGCAGUGCCACUGUGUUCAUAUUUUCUCUCUCUCUCAUAUUUCAUUUUCUUUGAACUGUUGUCUCAAUGCACUCAAGGACACCUUACAGCA